This is a messenger RNA of Macrobrachium nipponense, 2265 nucleotides long. RefSeq lists its product as uncharacterized. Bases 70 to 1272 code for a protein of 400 amino acids. Gene Ontology annotation, molecular function: nucleic acid binding. Lineage: Eukaryota; Metazoa; Arthropoda; Malacostraca; Decapoda; Palaemonidae. The transcript is spliced from 2 exons. The record is from RefSeq and is a predicted model, not a curated record.
UGGUAUGGACAUGACAAACUGUUUCCUAUAUUGCUUUAUCCCAAGAGUUAUUUGACUAAACUAAUUAUAAUGGAUACACAUGCCAAAUUAUUGCAUGGUGGUUGCUAUUCUGUCCUAUCUGAGCUUCGUAAGUGCUUUUUCAUUCCUAAACAUUUUUCUGUCAUUAAGAAUGCCAUUAAACAAUGUGUUCCAUGCCACAGGUUCAACACAAGAAGCGUGAGAUUGAACCAGAACAGUUAUCGUGAAUUUCGUUCUAGUCCCCCUGCUGUUCCAUUUUCUAAUAUUUUGGUUGAUUUCAUUGGACCAUUUAAUGUUAAACAGGGAGCUGAAAUGAUGAAGGUAUGGAUUUUGUGUUUCACCUGCACUUGGUCAAGGGCUAUUAAUUUUAAGGUCUGUCGAGAUUUCAGUGUGAAAGAGUAUUUGAGAGCCUUUCAAUUACAUGUUUUUGAAUAUGGAUUCCCGCAGCUUUGUGUUAGUGAUCCAGGCUCGCAGUUGGUGGCAGGAGGUAACAUAAUCACUAGCUUCAUCAAUGAUCCUGACACUAAAUUGUAUUUGGAGUCUAAUGGCAUUGAGCAUGUAAAGUUUCAGCAAUUCUUUAAAGGCCAUAGUGAGCUAGGAUCACUUGUAGAGUCUUGCGUAAAAUUGGUGAAGAAGCUUAUUUUUUCAGCUAUUAAAACUUGGGUACUUUCUUUGCCUGAUUUUGAAUAUUUAGUGUGUAAUGUUCUUCAUUUAGCUAAUGAGAGGCCAAUAGCCUUUAAGGAAUCUUUGAGAGAGACUGAGGCAGAUUCUUGUCCAGAGCCCAUAACUCCAGAAAUGUUAGUAAAGGGGUAUGAGAUAGUGUCCUUAAAUUUAAUUCCAGAUUUAGAAGAGGUGCCUGAUGAUCCUGAGUGGAAGAUGAGUAGCAGCCCUACAGAAGUAAUAAAGGAUGAGUAUGCAAAACUUCGUAAGGUUAGGCAUAAUCUUCUAGAAGCUUACCAGAAUGAGUUUUUAAGUACCCUGGUAGCUCAGGCUGUGGACUGCAAGGACAGAUAUAGACCAGUUUGUCACCAGAAGUUGGGCAUUGGUGAUAUAGUACUCAUCAAAGAGCCAAACACUAAAACCAUUAAUUUUCCAUUGGGAAUUGUGAAGGACAUAGAGGAGAAUGAUUUGGGGGAAACUACUGGGGCUAUUAUACUUAAAGGGAAGACUCGUGUGGUGAUUAAAAGACAUGUUACUACUUUAAUUCCUUAUCUUACGGUAGUUCCGGAUGCAUCCUAUCAUUCAGAUAAUUAGGAUAAUCAGAGCUCCCGUAGGUUGUCUAUUAAUGAGAGUUCACCCCAAAGGACUCCCAGGAAAGCUGCCAUUAGGAGCAGAAAUUUGACUAAACUUAUGUUGUAGUUAUAAGGUAUGAUGCAAAUUUCUAGUGGUGAGAAAUUUGCAUCCUGUGCCCUCCAGUGUACAAAAAUAAAUGUAAUUUAUUUUUCUGUAAAAAAUUUUUUUCUGUAAUAUUUUCUCAGUUUUUUCUGUAAUAAUAUUUUCUUACGCAGUUUUGUGUGUUGACUUGAGUGGGGUAAUUUUCGCUGUUAAAUGUUCUGUGUGCAUGACUGUUUUACAUAAAAUGUCUUUACGGGCUUUUUGGAAUGUAGUUUUAAGUAGUUUGCAUAAUGGCCUUAUCUGUUGUUGGGUGGUCUUAAGGACCAAGACAAGCAAUAAUUCUCGGGAACUAAUCUUUGUAUUGGUUUCCGAGCUAACGUGUGAGACGGCGGAGAAAUGGUCGUCAGUGAAUUCUGCUACUUCGACUGCGACUGUAGCUUAAGGGGUUCACUCAUACAACCCUUUUGGAAACCGUGAGUGUUGGGCUGCGAGGAAGAACGCUGAGUGGAAGACAGAUUUAUUAGAAAUGGAUCCUGUCGGCGUUUGUGCUUUGAUUUCGGAAAUGGCUCUUCACUAAAUACAGGCUCUCUCUCUCUCCCCAUCUCUGGACUUCGCAUUCUGCAUGAAGCGCAUGAUCGAUAGAAACCCUUCACUUAAGCCAUACAUGCUUCGCCCUUUAGCUAAGUUCGGCGAGUGCUAGUGUUAAAGUUGGAUUGUAUCGGUCAGUGUUAACCAGUUAUACAGAUUGGGUUGGUUUCCGCUGGUGGGUUAUUAAUUUGUUACUGAUGUUAUAUGUCGAUAUUAUUAUUUGAGAAUAUUUGACAUUGUUGGUCUAACUGUAAUUAGGUCCCUUCCCUCCUUGUUCACUGUAGGUGUGGUAGGCUUACCUGGGUGCAGUAACGACCGCUAAUU